AUGAGGAAAGUGCAGCCAAAAGAAGAAGAGCAAGAACAGCCAGAAGCCUCCUCCGAUGGUGCCAUUAGUGAUUCCGAUGAGGAAAGUAAAGGCAACAAGAAGAACAGAGAACAACCAGAAGCCUCCUCGAUGGGCCAUAGUGAUUCGAUGAGGAAAGUAAAGGCAACAAGAAGAGCAAAACAACCAGAAGCCUCCUCGGAUAGUGCCAUUAGUGAUUCCGAUGAGGAAAGUAAAGGCAACAAGAAGAACCAAGAACAACCAGAAGCCUCCUCGGAUGGUGCCAUUAGUGAUUCGGAUGAGGAAAGCAAAGGCAAAAAGCAGAAGAGAACAGAACAACCAGAAGCCUCCUCUGAUGGCGCCAUCAGUGAUUCAGAUGAGGCAAGUGCAGGCAACAAGCAGAAAAGCAAAGCCCCACCAGAGGCAUCUUCUGAUGGGGAUAUCAGUGAUGCAGAUGAGGAAAGUGCCGCCGCAAAGUCCAAUCAAACAGCAAGUGAGCCUGUCCAAGGCGCAAUUGGCAACAUGAUCAUGGCCAUAGGAGGGGAGCUGGCAGAUGGUGUUUCUCAGUUGACAGGUACCAAGGCUCAGUCCAACAAUGAUGUAGUUGAAAAGUCAAGCACAAAGGAAACAAAAAGCAAGGAGAUCAGUGGUGACAGCAAGGAUGUCUCAUCAUAUGGAGAGACAGGCAAGAAAAGUGCUGGCAGCAACAAAGAUGCAAAAGGGUCAAGUUCCAAGCAAACUGAGGCUGAUUCAGGAAGUGAAGAUGGGAGCAGUGCAUCAGAAGAAACUGAAACCAACAAAAAGGCAGAUAAGGGGAACAAGAAAAAAGACACAAAGAACCCAAGCUCCAAGCAGACCAGUGAUUCAGAAAGUGAAGAAGGGAGUAGUGAGUCUGAAGAGGAGGCCAUCGAGAAGCCAAAGAAGAAAAGUGAUGGCAAGGAAAAGAAGGGCUCAAAGGCUAGCGAUUCAGAAAGUGAAGAAGGGAGCAGUGAGUCUGAAGAGGAGGCCAGUAAGAAGCCAAAGAAGAAAAGUGCUGACAAGGAAAAGAAGGGCUCAAAGGAUAGCCAUUCAGAAAGUGAAGAAGGGAGCAGUGAGUCUGAAGAGGCUGAGGCAAGUAAGAAGUCAAAGAAGUCAAGGAAGCCAGAGAAGAAAAGUGAUGGCAAGGAAAAGAAGGGCUCGAAGGCUAGUGAUUCAGAAAGCGAAGAAGGGAGCAGUGAGUCUGAAGAAGCUGAGGCCAGCAAGAAGUCAAAGAAGCCAAGCAAGCAGAGUGAUGAGAAGGAAAAGAAGAGCUCAAAAACAAGUGAUUCGGAAAUUGAAGAUGGGGACAGUGGGUCUGAAGGGUCUGAGGGAAGCAAAAAUGGAAAGAAGGCAAGCAAAAAGAGUGAUGACAAGAAGAAGAAAGGCUCAAAGACCAGCGAUUCAGAAAGUGAUGAAGAGAGCAGUGGAUCUGAAGAAGCCAAGUCCAACAAAAAAUCAAAGAAGCCAAGCAAGAAAUCAAAGGCCGGUGAUUCAGAAAGUGAAGAAGGGAGCAGUGAGUCUGAAGAGGCCGAGACCAGCAAGAAACCAAACAAGGAUGGUAGUGAGAAGAAAAAGAAGGCCUCAAGGUCUAGUGAUUCAGAAAGUGAAGAAACUGAUGAAGGGAGCAAAGGGUCUGAGGACAGCAAAAAGGGGAAGAAGACAAGCAAGAAGAGCGAUGACAAAAAGAAGAGCCCCAAGAAGGCAACAAAAGAAGAUGAUGGUGGUAGUAGCUCAGAAUAUGAGAGCCUGUCUGAAGAAGUUGUAUCCAUGAGCAGCGAGGGCUCUGGCGAUGGGAAGGGGGAAAAGAAGGGUAUCGCUGUUAAAAGGGUGAAAGUGAAGGAGGAGAUGAGUUUCAAUCAUUCUAUUGGAGAUUUUUCUUCUGAACCUCCACCCAGACGCGGGAGCAACUUUGUUGGUCGGCGACAAGGGAGAUUCACUGAGUACUAUAGGAUCCAAGAUCAGCUUGGGAAGGGUUCGUUUGCCAGCGUGUACUCGGCAAAAAACAAAGAAACAGGAGUUACUCUUGCAGCAAAAGAGAUGAAGAAAUCGCCCGAGAACGAACCAAACAACAAGCUCGUCCUUCAGGAAUUCGAAAUCCUCAAGGAUUUGGAUCAUCCGAAUAUCAUUGUGGUGUAUGUGUCAAUUGACAAUGAUAUGUUUACUUACUACUUAUGCAAUGAAAACCACCGUGUCGCAGAACUUUUUGAGAAUGAGGAGUUCUACGUUCUAGUUUCAGAUAUCUGCAAGGGCGAGAGCUUGACGACGGAACUAAUGGAUGAAGAUGAAUGCCCGUAUUCCGAGAAAAGGGCGGCAGAAACAAUGAAACAGAUUCUCUCCUGUGUGGACUACUUUCACGGUGUCGGAGUGGUUCAUAGAGACUUGAAAGAUGGAAACAUACUGUUGGAAGAAGACGACCCGGACCGGAUUCGAAUUAUCGACUUUGGCAUGGCGACACGCUGCGAGCCUGAUGAAAAGCUAUCUGAAACAGUGGGAACUGUCGAGUACAUGGCUCCGGAGGUGCUUGGGAUGAGUUACAGCUAUCCUUGCGACAUCUGGUCAUGCGGGGUUAUACUUUUCUUGUUAUUGUCUGGCAAGCAGCCGUUCAAAGGUUCGACAAACGAAGAAACCUUUGCGAAUAUCGUGAACGGCGAAUUUUCGUUUUCGGAUGAAGCGUGGGAGUCCGUUUCUCUCGAUGCCAAGGAUUGCGUGUACAAGUUGCUGACAUGGGAUGCAAGUUUGCGUCCCACGGCUGCUCAAGCACUGGAGCAUCCCUGGAUUGCCAGCAAUGGAACAAGCCGCGUUAUCAAGACUCUCGAGCCGCCGAAAAAGGAGGAAGUGGAAGUUACGAAGCCUCCCGAGAAAACCGAAGUUGCGGAGCCUCCCGAGAAAGUUGAAGCUGUCGAAACAAAGAAAGAAAAAGAAGAGGUAGAAAUCGACGCGGAAUCAAAACUAAAAGAUGCUGCGUGCACAUUCAUUGCCUCGCAACUCCUCCCGAAGUCAGAAAAGUCGAAAAUCAAGGCAGUUUUCCAGACAAUCGAUGGCGACAAGGAUGGCAAACUCACAAGAAGCGAAGUUCAAGUCGGAUAUGCUGAAGUGUUCGGAAAGGACCUCAGUAUCGGUGAGUUGGAUAGUGCCUUCAAGCUUUUCGACGCUGCUGGGAGUGAAACGCUCGACUACGCCGGAUUUGUGCUUGGUGCUCUGGACAAGAAGAAUCUUCUGAGCAGGGAAAAUCUGGCUACAAAAGUGUUCCAAAUUUUUGACAAGGACAAAACCGGAGACAUAACUAUGCAGGAGUUCAAGGACCUUUUGAAGUUUGACCUUUCGCUGGAAAAGAAGGCCGUCAAGAAGAUCUCUGCGGAGAUGGGGAAGAAUGCAGACGACAAGGUCUCAUUCGAUGAAUUCCUCCAAAUUGCGGGCAUCCCCGCAGCUCUAAUUGAGGCAAAAACACCAGCCCCAACCAGUGAAGCAGACAAGGUUUCGAAUGCGGAGGCCGAAUCAGAGGAACCUUUAAGUGAUCCAGCGACAACGGAAUCUGAAGAUCCAGCGACAACGGAGUCUGAAGAUCCGCUGGAUCGGAGUGAAGGGAGCCUCAGCAUCAAGCUUAGUGCAACCCAAUUUGUUUCCCACCGUUUGGGCAAGUUGACUGAACACUAUGAAAUCGUCGAAUUCAUCGCAAAAGGGAGCUACGGAACCGUGUGCUCCGCUCUUCAUAAGGAAUCCGGUACAGUUCGGGCCGUGAAAGAGCUGAAGAAGGCCAAGAAAAACAAAGCCAAGAAUGAGCAGCUUCUCAAGGAGUUCCAUAUUCUCAAGAAGCUCAGUCACCCAAAUAUCAUUCAAAUGCAUGAGGUAUGUCGAUCUUUCGAGGGUGGAGACCUGCAUCGAGAGAUUAAGAAGCGAGGCACCUUUGAGGAACAGGACGCUGCCAUAUUGAUGAAGCAGAUUUUCAUUUGUCUAAACUAUUUGCACAAGAACAAUGUCAUCCAUCGAGACUUGAAACCUGGGAAUGUUCUGCUGGAAGAACACAAGAAUCUCAACCAUAUCAAACUUAUUGACUUCGGAGAAGCGAUCGUAUCAAAACCCACGAUCAAGUUGACCGAACUUGCUGGCACCAUGUCAUAUAUGGCUCCCGAGGUGUUGGGCAUGUCUUAUGGACAGAAGUGUGAUGUUUGGUCUUGUGGCGUUAUAGCCUUUAUUGUUCUUACUGGAAAGCAACCGUUCAAGGGGGAGACGGACAAAGAAACAUUCACCAACAUUGUCAGUGGGGCGGUAAAGUAUGAUGAUCCCGUCUGGGAAUCCCUGUCGGAUGAAUCUCAGGAAUUCGUAAAACUGCUUUUGACAUGGGACGAGACCCAAAGACCCACUGCAGUGGAGGCUCUCAAGCACCCGUGGCUAAAGAUGAAACGACGUGUAACACCAGCAGGUUUGAGGGACACCACCAUGCAGGCUCUCGCUAAUUUGGAAGCCUUCGACGCCCAGUCGAAGCUGAAAAUUGCAACGUGCACGUUUAUCGCAUCCCAACUGAUGGAUAGAGAAGAGAAAGAGAAAAUCGAUGAUGUCUUCCGAGCCAUUGACCUGAACCAUGACGGAAGCUUAAACCGAGAAGAGGUCAAGUUAGGCUACGAGAAGUACUUUGGUAAAGAACUCACCGAUCAAGAAAUCGAUACAAUAUUCUUGCACGUCGACGCCGAUGGUACUGGGGAACUUGAGUACUCUGAGUUUCUUUUCGGGGCGAUGGACAAGCAGAACUUGCUCAGCAAGGAAAACCUGAAGAAGGCUUUUAGGAUCUUUGAUGUUGAUGACGAUGGGGAUCUUACAAAAGGGGAACUCAAGACACUUCUCGGAGAAGCUUUGACGGACGAUGACUCGGUUGAUGAGAGAGCUUUGAACAAAUUGAUAGCUCAGGUUGACUUGGACGGAGAUGGAAAGAUUAGCUACAAAGAGUUUGUGAGCAUGGCGCUUGGACCCCAAAGCGGAAGUUUAUCGUCACUGUCACACGAUGAAAAGGAGAACAAGGAAGCAAACAAACCAGAGGAGAAACCAGACGAAGUUCAAAAGAAGGAUGUGGAAAGUCCAAAGGACGACGUGGCGGCAGACAAAUCCGUGCCCUUGGUGGAAGAGCCUCCCAAGAGGGAGCCAGAGACGAAAGAAACGAAACGCGACGACGAGUCAACUCUUGACGACCCUCUGCUAAAGAGAAUCGCAAGGGCCAGCCAAAAACAACCAAAGGUUUCCCGAAGUAAUCGAGACCCACCGAUUAAUCGUGCUGCUCGAAGGGACCCCCCGACCGACCCGCAUUCUGUAGAGAAUGGCGCCCUUCCGGACCCCCCGCGAGUGAUGGAUAGGGUUUUGAUGAAAGCUGCGAGGCAAGUUCCACUUGAGCCGUACUCGCGGGACGAUAUCCACCGCCAGCCUCUUCAGCAACGUGUGUACAGGAAACCGGGCACCUCUCAAGCAGUGCGAAACCUGAAAGUAUCUCCUCGAGUCAAGAGAAUUGAAGAGGCGUGCGAAGGUUUUGAUCGGGUUCAAGAGAAGAUUGCCCGUCUUCGAGUGCUUCUAAGCUCCCAGGAUGCCGUUUCGAAACAACCAAGACCGUUCUCAACUGAGCAGCGUGUGCGGAUCAGAAAACCAGGGAAGAGUCCAAACGUUGAGACUCUUGACAGCGCCUUCGCAAAGCUGAACCAGAUCCAGAGCAAAAUGCGUGCCCUUCAGACACUUGUCAAGUCAAAUCAAAUUCGGUGA
Messenger RNA from Seminavis robusta, 5754 nucleotides. The record is from the annotation of a GenBank genome assembly. NCBI's taxonomy places the organism in Eukaryota, Bacillariophyta, Bacillariophyceae, Naviculales, Naviculaceae.